Molecule: messenger RNA, 459 nt
Organism: Leptosia nina
Lineage: Eukaryota; Metazoa; Arthropoda; Insecta; Lepidoptera; Pieridae
Source: the annotation of a GenBank genome assembly
AUGGGGAAGUUUCUCAUUAUAACUGCUGAUGAACAUGUCAGAACAUACGCGACUGGAACAGAACACAGAACAAUCCAGAAGACCUCUACAGCGAACAAUUGCAGCGAGUCAAUAAUCUUAAUUGAAAAUGCCAGCGAUUGUCAACCGAAAAAGGCGUCAUUCUCCAACAUGACAAUGCAAACCGCACUGCGCAAGGCGAAUCUAGAAAAAAUUAAGGAAUUGGGGUGGGAGGUGCUGCCUCAUCCACCAUAUUCGCCCGAUGUUGCACCAUCGGAUUUCCACUUAUUCCGAGCGCUGCAACACUUUUUAAGUGGCAAAACAUUUGCAAAUUUGGAUGAUAUCCAAAAUGCCAUCUCUAGAUAUUUUGCCGAAAAACCAAUUAAUUUUUAUCGAUCAGGGAUUGAAAAUUUACUCACUAGAUGGCAAAAGGUUAUUGACAAUGAUGGGGAAACAUCAUGA